Messenger RNA from Dentiscutata erythropus, 1041 nucleotides. NCBI's taxonomy places the organism in Eukaryota, Fungi, Glomeromycota, Glomeromycetes, Diversisporales, Gigasporaceae. The record is from the annotation of a GenBank genome assembly.
AUGUCUUUCUGCACUAAUGGCUUUGUACCGGAAAACCGAAGUGGUCAUGAAUCGGUACUAAUUGGAAAUAAACUUUACAUUAUGGGUGGUUUCGAUUCAAUCUCACCUCUAAAUUCCAUAUCAAGAGAAAUUUAUUAUCUGGAUCUUUCGUCACCGUUUGAUAUUGACAACCCGCCUUUUGUAGACCUUACUAAAACUUCACCAAUGUUAUAUGAAAUUAGUAAAGUGACAUCACUGGCUGGUAGUAUCGGCAAUUCUCUUAUUUUCCUUACUGGUGGAACGAAAAAGUAUAUGACAGAUCAAUUCGUUUUCAUUUAUAACGUGUACUCACAAAGAUGGGAAAUAGCUCAAGGGGCUCAACCAACUAGAUCGAUCUCAACAGUUACAGAUCAAUUUGUUGCAUCGUAUAUAUUUAGGGCCAUGAAAAAAUAUUACAUGUUAGCUUUUUGGGGCAAUUAUAUUAAAUGUGAUGUCUCGAACUCGAUAUGUCCGCCUAGAAGCCAUGCUACUGCAACAUUGCUUCAAGAUGGAAAGAUUAUUUACAUAGGAGGUGCCAAUCAGCAAUCUUUUGGAAACAAAAUAACCCUACGAAAUAUGCUAGAUAUCUCAAUAUAUGAUACACAAUCUUUGACCUGGUCCUUAAUGGAAGCGGACACGCCAUUUACCAUCCAUCCUCGAGUAGGCCACACAGCAGUCCUAGCACCGAAUAGUAAAUCGAUUAUUUUAUUGGGAGGAACUUCAUCUUUACUUGCCAUGCAUCCUCAAGCAAUUUACUCAAGUAGAUUUAUUAGCAAUAAUGAUUUGGAUUCUGUACAUUCUCAAGCAGCUUGUUCAAGCAGAUUUAUUAGUCAUAAUGAAUUAAAAGUCAUAUGUCCUCAAAUGGCAGUUAAAAAACCUUCUAUCGCGUGGGAAAGCGCAAGGCUCUUGUUGAUAUUUAGCAAAAAAAUUCGGGCAACGUUAUUCGAGUUGACGGAUCUAAAAGAUGGUAAGCAGGGUGGGUGUCCACUUGAAACCAGCAGUUCAGGAUGGUCAACAUCAAGA